AUGGCCGGAAGGCUAAAGAAGACCACAGGUCUCGUUGGACUGGCAGUAUGUGAGACCCCACGGGAGUGGCUAAAAUUAUUAUAUACAAAGAUUCUUGAUGCUCUUGAAUUUAUGCCCUCAACUGUGGCAUAUAGAAAGUACACAGAACAGAUUACAAAUGAAAGACUGAAUAUGGUGAAAGAGGAAACAGAUCUUCAGAAACUAGAGGAUAAGCUUCAGGCUGGCCAGCUAGAAGAGGUGAUUCUUCAGGCUGAAAAUGAAUUAUCACUGGCAAGAAAAAUGUUGACUUGGAAACCUUGGGAGCCUUUAGUGGAAGAACCACCAGCCAACAAGUGGAAAUGGCCAUUAUAAUCAAUGUUAAAUAUCUAUAAUGUCUAAUUUUAAAAAA
Messenger RNA from Dromiciops gliroides (monito del monte), 388 nucleotides. RefSeq names its product NADH dehydrogenase [ubiquinone] 1 alpha subcomplex subunit 5-like. The record is from RefSeq and is a predicted model, not a curated record. The coding region runs from base 1 to 351 and encodes 116 amino acids. Gene Ontology annotation, biological process: respiratory electron transport chain. Lineage: Eukaryota; Metazoa; Chordata; Mammalia; Microbiotheria; Microbiotheriidae. The transcript has a single exon.